Molecule: messenger RNA, 4305 nt
Organism: Adineta ricciae
Lineage: Eukaryota; Metazoa; Rotifera; Eurotatoria; Adinetida; Adinetidae
Source: the annotation of a GenBank genome assembly
AUGAGCAGUACUGACACUUAUGUGGAACUGCGAACCCUUGGGAAAUACUAUUCCACGCUAAUAUGGAAUUUAUCAAACAAUCGUGCAUUUGCAUUUUCUCUAUGUACAAUAAUAGCUAUGGUCAUUGGUAUAUUAGUAGUUUGUUUUAAAAUACCAAAACCAUCCGGUCAACAAUGUGAACUCAAAUUUAAAAUCUCCGACAACAAUCUCGUUGAAUUCAAUAGUGCUCCACGAUUUGUUUCUGUGGGAGAUUUUAAUAACGAUGGUCGACUAGAUAUUGUCGUUACAAAUGUUGCCGGAAAUAAUAUAAAAGUAUUUCUCGGAUAUGGAGACGGAAACUUUGAAAAUCCAGUCAUUUAUUCAACUGGUCCUGAUUCAAAACCAUACUCAUUAGCAGUAGCUGACAUUAAUAAUGAUACUAUACUAGAUAUUGUUGUAGCAAAUUUUGGAAUUCAUAGCAUUGGGAUUUUUUGUGGCUUUGGCAAUGGGUCUUUCGCUUCCCCAACAUCGAUUUCCACCGGCAUAUCGCGUCCUUAUCGAGUUACUGUAAAUGAUUUUAACAAUGAUCAAAUCUUAGAUAUUAUCGUUGUUAACUAUGGUGAACAGAGUGUUAGCAUAUGGUAUGGACUUGGAAAUGUAAAGUUUUCGAAUCCAAAUGAAAUUUUAACAGGUUAUGACUCUUUACCCUCUGAUGCAAUUGUUGGAGAUUUCAACAAUGAUUCUCGAGCGGAUCUUUUGGUUGUUAACUCCGGAACAAAUAAUAUAGGAAUACUGCUUAGCAAUCACAAUGGAACAUUUCAAACAUUAACAUUAUAUUCAACGGGUUCUAAUUCACAUCCUAGUUCAGUUGUGAUCGGCUAUUUAAAUGGCGAUACUAUACUCGAUAUCGCCAUCGCAAAUUAUGGUUCUAAGAACAUAGGUAUAUUUCUCGGCUAUGGGAAUGGAACUUUUUCACGACAAACAGUUUACUCACUCGGUACUGUUUAUCCACAUAUGAUUAGCAUUGGCGACUUUAAUAAAGACAAUCGAUUAGAUUUAGUUGUUAGUAGUAAUGGUACUAAUACUCUAGAUAUACUUCUUGGAUAUGGUGACGGUACGUUUCUAACACCAAUCAAGUAUUCAAGUGGAUCGUUCAAUUCUCCAUCACUUGCUAUAGGCGAUUUUAACAAUGAUGAUCGACUGGACAUUUCUAUUGUGAACGAUGAUAGUCAAAGCGUUGAUAUCCUUCUUGGAUAUUAUCAAGGCUUUCAAAACAGGUCCACAUAUUCAGCUGGUAAUAACCCGUUUUCUGUAGCUACCGGUGAUUUCAAUAACGACUUACAACUUGACGUCGUCGUCGUUAACCAAGGAAGCAACAAUAUAGGCGUUUUUCUUGGAUAUACUAAUGGGAUUUUUCAGGAUCAAAUGACUUAUUCAGUUGGUGAUUAUCCAACGGGUGUAGCAAUUGGUGACCUAAAUAAUGAUUCUCGGUUGGAUAUUGUGGUCACGAAUGGAAAUGAUAACAGCUUAAGUCUACUUUUCGGAUAUGGUAAUGGCAGUUUUCGAGAGCAAGUAACCUAUCCAACGGGUAGUAGCCCAUCAGGUGUGACUAUUGGUGAUUUCAACAAAGAUUUUCGAUUGGAUAUUGCCGUCUCUAAUUAUGACAGCGGUAAUGUAAAGAUUUAUUUCGGAAAUGGAAAUGGUAGCUUUACUGAUCAAAUUACCUAUCCGGCAGAAGUUGGUGUAUCCAGUGUUACUACUAGUGAUCUUAACAAUGACUCUUCGUUAGACAUUGUUGUCACUAAUGUUCUUAAAAACUAUGUCGGCAUAUUUCUUGGUUAUGGUAAUGGUAGUUUCUAUGCUCAAGUAACGUAUUCUACUGGCAGCGGUACAUCCAGUGCAGUUGUUGCUGAUUUCAACAAUGAUUUUCGCCUGGACAUUGUCGUAGUCAAUCAUGGAGAUGAUAAUAUGGGUAUACUUCUCGGAUGCGGCAAUGGUAGUUUUACUGCUCAAGUAACCUACUCAACUGAUACUUAUCCAGUAAGUGUAGCUGUUAGUGAUUUUAACAAUGACUCUCGACUUGACGUUGUUGUUAGUAAUGCCAUGACUCAUAAUAUAGAUGUCUUUCUGGGAUAUGGUAAUGGUACGUUUUCGAUUCAAGCAACUUAUUCAACGGGUGCUUAUUCUGGUCCAUAUUCAGUGACUGUGGGCGAUUUCAAUAAUGAUUAUCGUAUAGAUAUUGCUAUUGCUAAUUAUUAUGCCAACAAUGUACUAAUUAUGCUUCAAUAUAAUAUUGGAGCUGUCAAACAUCAAACGACGAUUACACUUAGUACUGAUUCUGAUCUACGAUAUGUUGCUAUUCAGGAUCUUAAUAAUGAUACAAAGUUAGAUAUUGUUUAUGCUGCUUUCGGUAGUAGUACUGUGGGCAUUCUUUUCGGAAAUGGAAAUGGCAGUUUUGCAAUUCUGACUAGAUACUCCACUAGUGCUCGUCCAAAUUCGCUAGCGAUAGAUUAUUUUAAUAAUGAUAACUACAUAGAUAUCGCUCUAACGAACAGUGAAAACAAAAAUAUUGUUUUACUUCGUGGAAAGGGAAAUGGAACGUUUAUGGUUGAGAUGAAUGUAGGAGGAACUUAUUUUGGUACUACACCGUUAGUGCUUGCAAGCGGUGAUUUGAACAAUGAUGGACGAUCGGAACUUCUUGUUGGCUGUGAUAAUAGUAGUAUUGUACAUAUACUUACUGCAUAUGACUUCGGAUCUUUUAACGAUCAAACAACUUAUUCAAUCAGGAACUCUCCACGUUCUGUCGCUCUUGCUGAUUUUAACAACGAUUCUAAACUGGAUAUCGCUGUUAUGGAUGAUGUCGCCAAUGUGGUUAUAUUCCUGGGAUAUGGUAAUGGAAGCUUUGCUGAACAAACAACCUAUUCCGUGGGCGCUAAUCCAUUCAGCAUAGCUGUUGGUGAUUUCAAUAAUGAUUUUCGUAUAGACAUCGCCGUUGCUAAUGCAGGUACUCAUACUGUAGGUGUACUUCUCGGUUAUGGUAAUGGUAGUUUUGCUAAUCAACUAUCAUUUGCAGUCGGUCAUGGUCCGUCAAGUAUAGCUAUUGAUGAUUUCAAUAGAGACUCUCGAAUGGAUAUUAUUGUCACUAAUUCCGAAGACAAUACUGUAAGUAUACUUCUUGGAUAUGGUAAUGGGAGUUUUGCUGGUCAGAUGGCUUACUCAACAGGAAUUCGUCCAACGAGUGUGGCUAUUGGUGAUUUUAAUGGAGAUUCUCGAUUGGAUAUUGUUGUUGCUAAUGGAGGAGACCAAAAUGUGGGUCUACUUUUCGGAUAUGGUAAUGGCAGUUAUUCUAAUCAACUGACUUAUUCAGUUGGAUCUUUACCAUACAGUGUGACUGUUGGCGAUCUCAACAAUGAUUCUCGAUUAGAUAUUGUGGUUGCCAACUAUGGCAGUAAUAACAUAAACAUACUACUCGGAUAUGGCAAUGGCAGUUUUCAUCAAAAAGCGUCCUAUCCAGUUGGAAGUACUCCGUCUAGUGUAAUUAUAGCCGAUAUAAAUCAAGAUUCACGAUUAGAUAUUAUUGUUGCUAAUUAUGGAAGCAAUACUAUAGGAGUCCUUCUUGGCUAUGGAAAUGGUAGUUACGUUGAACAAGUAACUUAUACAACCGGUUCUUUGCCGCAGGACGUAGCCGUUGGUGAUCUUAACAAUGACUUUCGACUUGAUAUUGUUGUCGCGAACGAACGCAGUCAUGAUAUCGGUAUAUUCAUAGGAAACGUAGCACUAGCAUUUGUGGAACAAAUGACACUAAGAACUUCACAAGCAUCUACACCACAAUCCUUUGCCAUUAAAGACUUUAACAAUGAUAAUCAAACAGAUAUUGGAAUUGCUUAUUCGGAUAGUGGCACGAUAGCUAUAUUCUUUGGAUAUGGUGAUAUUUCUUUCACACAACCGACAAUAUAUUCAACCGGUACUUCUUCAUUUCCACGUUUUAUUUCGACUGCUGAUGUCAAUGAGGAUACUCGAUUGGAUAUCAUUGUGGCUAAUUGUGGUACUAGCAAUAUCGGCGUUUUUCUCGGAUACGGAAAUGGUACGUUUUCGAAUCCAUUACUAUCGUCGACAGGUGAUGUUUCUUGUCCAUUCUCUAUGGCUGUUGAUGACUUUAACAAUGAUGAUAUACUGGACAUUUUAAUUGCUGAUCGCGAUCAGAAUAAAGUUGGUCUGUUUGUUGGACAUGGUAAUGGUUACUUCUCUUAUCGAAUCGUGUUAUCCAACAAUUAUGGUUCUUUUCCUUUUUCUGUUCUUAGGCCUCAGAUACACUAUGGAAAAUAA